CCUCGGCCCGGCCCCGCGCGCGUGGUCGCGGUGGCGCGCGGGGUUCUCCUUCCCCGUCCCGGCCUCGUCCCGGCUCGCCGGAGAGCUCCAGGAUGUGGAAGCUGGUGCCCGCCUCAGGAAAAGGAGAGCCAUAUCGGCUUUUAAGUGGUACAGAAUAUGUUGUUGGACGCAAAAACUGUGCCAUUUUAAUUCAGGAUGAUCAGUCCAUCAGUCGAAGUCAUGCAGUUCUGACAGUAAGUCGUCCUGAAACAAGCCCUAGUCAAUCUCUCUCAGUCCCUAUAUUAACAGUAAAAGAUACAUCUAAGUAUGGUACCUUUGUUAAUGGAUCAAAACUCAAUGGUACUUCAGUGUCUUUGCAAUCUGGUGACAGAAUCAACUUUGGAGUAUUUGAGAGUAAGUUUAGAGUGGAGUAUGAACCUUUGGUUGUCUGCUCCUCAUGUUUAGAUGUAGCUCAGAAAACUGCUUUAAAUCAAGCCAUUCAGCAACUUGGAGGCCUUGUAGUGAAUGAAUGGACAAAAGAGUGUACCCACCUUGUCAUGGUAUCAGUAAAAGUUACUGUUAAGACUAUAUGUGCUUUGAUUUGUGCUCGACCAAUUAUAAAACCAGAGUUUUUUGUUGAAUCAAUCAGAGCUAUUCAGUCCAGGCAACAGUUGCCAAAUCAUGAAAGCUUUUAUCCUCCAGUUGAUGAGCCUUCCAUUGGCACUGAAAAACUGGAUUUAUCUGAGCAUCAUGAAAGGAAAACAAUAUUCAGUGGAAAAACUUUUGUAUUUCUAUCUGCUAAGCAGCACAAGAAACUGGGUCCAGCAAUUAUUCUUGGAGGAGGAGAAAUAAAGUUGAUGACAGAAGGAAGAAAAGAAACACCUUUACUGAUUUCUCCUGAAGUUUGUGUUGUUGAUGUGGGUUUGACAAACUCUCAGAUUGCAGGAUCUGACUCUAUGAGAAACUGGACUGAUUCCAUUCUGACUCUCUUGCAAAGCAAGAAUCUCAGGGCUAUUCCAGAGGCAGAAAUUGGAUUGGCAGUUAUCUUCAUGUCUACAGAAAAAUACUGCAACCCUCAAAAGCAGGCUGGUACCAACAAAGCUGUAACAGAAAGUACUCCUGCAUCAGGUGUUGUGGGCCGAGCCAUUUCUCAGAGUUUGGCUGUGGAUGAAACCAUAAUGCCAGCUGCUGCAGAUAGCAGCACAUUGUACAUAGCUGAUACAGAAGAGCAGACAUGUAUGGAGGUAGAGAAUACUCCCCAGAUGGAUAAACAACGGAAAAUGGCUUUCCAGGAUCCAACCACCGUAAAGAAAAACACUAGGACAAGUGGCAGUGUAAAUGCAGGAACAGCCAUAUUUAGAGGGAACAGAACAUCUGGGUUGAGUCAAAAAAGUCAACCUGUCUCACCAUCUAAAAUUUCAGAAGCUGGUAAACCCAGCGAGUGUGCUUCACGUCACCAGUCCAACUCAAUUACAAAUUACUUCCAGGUAGCUAGAAAGAGGGAAAGAGCUGAAGAAGAAGAGGAAACAUCUGUACCCAAACUAGCAAAACUGGAAGAAAGGUCAUCGCCUCUUUCCAAGUGCACUGAACCCACAACUUCAUCAGUCUGGAAUAGUGAAGCAAAACAGCAUCAAAAGAAAAAUAACAUCCUGGACCCAAACCCAAAUUUUGCAUUAGAAGACAUGGGUAUAAAGCUUAUGAGGGAAAGUGUCAAAGUAACAAGUGAUAAAACAGACACUAAAACCACUUCGAGUGAAAGUCAUGCACCACAGAAGAGAAAAGAGUUAGAUGAUUUAUCUGAAGAUACAGAAGCACUGGAAAUUGUGUUUGGAAGUGGAGACCUGGACUGGGAAGAUCAAGUGGCAGAUCAUGACCAGGAAGCUCAAGGAAAUACACGAAAAAAAAGAUGUUUGGAAGCCAAAGGAAGCAGGAUUCAGGAAGUAAAUGUAAAUCAGAGACAGGAGAAUAAAAUAUUGAAAGAAGAGGAACUUGGAUCAGUUGUAACUUCAGAAAUAAAAUGUAAGAUCAAGCAAGAGUCACCAGUCUCGAACUGUAGCAAACUGCAAGAUGACUCCAGCAGUCUUCCUAGCAGGCUUCUGUUGACUGAGUUUAGAUCACUGAUUGUCAGCCGUCCAAGACAGAACAGUUGCCUUACUGCAAAUACCAGCUAUGGGGGAAAGAAAAAUUUCAAAACCUUCAAAAAGGUAGCUUAUCCAGGGGCAGGACAACUUCCGUACAUUAUUGGAGGAUCAGAUUUGAUUGCUCACCAUGCUAAAAGGAAUUCAGAGCUAGAAGAGUGGUUAAGGCAAGAAAUGGAGGAGCAGAACCGAUAUGCAAGAGAAGAAUCACUUGCUGAUGAUCUCUUUAGAUAUGAUCCUAAUGUGAAAAGGAGAAGAUAAAUUGUGACCUGGAUUUACAGUGUUUCUCUAGCAAAACCUGCUUUUCUGUUCCUUAGGUUUCUUGUGUUACAGUGUGUAUGAUGUUCCUACAUAUGACCAUUUGAACUAUCUAUUAUUGUAAGACUUGUUUUUUAAGUCUUGCUCUUAUUAAAGAAAAAGAAAAAUUUCUUUCACUGCUUAAUACUUAUGGAUUGCACAUUUUCAAGACUAACACUACUUACUUCAGAGUAAUGCUCAGUAAAAUACUGUAGAUACUUAGGAUUUCAUUUUAGGCUAUUUCUAGUGUUUGCUAAUCAGUACUGUUUUGGGG
Corapipo altera (White-ruffed manakin) is the source of this 2688-nucleotide messenger RNA. RefSeq names its product nibrin (gene NBN). Bases 93 to 2378 code for a protein of 761 amino acids. Gene Ontology annotation, biological process: mitotic G2 DNA damage checkpoint signaling; double-strand break repair via homologous recombination; telomere maintenance. Gene Ontology annotation, cellular component: Mre11 complex; nucleus. The transcript has 16 exons. NCBI's taxonomy places the organism in Eukaryota, Metazoa, Chordata, Aves, Passeriformes, Pipridae. Gene Ontology annotation, molecular function: protein binding; damaged DNA binding. The record is from RefSeq and is a predicted model, not a curated record.